This is a messenger RNA of Camelina sativa (false flax), 3654 nucleotides long. NCBI's taxonomy places the organism in Eukaryota, Viridiplantae, Streptophyta, Magnoliopsida, Brassicales, Brassicaceae. The record is from RefSeq and is a predicted model, not a curated record.
UCAAACCUUUUCUUUUCCCUCUUUAUUUCAACUUUGAAUUUUUUACUUUCUCGUAGAUUCUUAUAAAUUAGUUACUAAUCAAUCAAUGUUUUAUUAUCAACAGAAAAUAUACAUACUAAGAUUAUCACAUUUCUUUCUGAAAAUAAUACACAAUUUUUAUUUAGGAAUAAAACAUAUAUAUAGUAAUACUAAUAUAGAUACCUUUAUAAAUGUUUCUAAAAAUUAGUUGCACUUUUAUGAUGGGAUGUCUUUGUCAUUUUUUGUGGUUAUGAAGAUGAUAAUUUGGGAGCCAAUUAUGUACGUUCGAGAUUCAUAUUCUGGAUGAGAUUUUAACGAUAAAAACAAAUGUGGUACUAUAUUAAAUAUUCGUUUAUUAGUAGUAACAUAUAUAGACGUUAUAUACAUACAUCAUGUUUAUAUAUAAAAACGUGAAUAGUGAGUUAAAAAUACAAAUAAGCGAUAAGGUGGUUACCAUCUUGUUUUUUUUCUGUGCUAUGUUAGCUGGUUCAGUGGAUGUCAUUCUUUUGCGUUUGUUUUUACUCUUAGAAAAAAACAAGGAGCAUUAUAUUUUUUAGACGUACGCAAGGCUGAUUUAACGAUAUAGGUAGGUUGUGAUCCGGAUUUAGACAUGUUGUUAAUAUGAAUUUGUUAUUGUGUGCUAUUUUCUAACUUAAUGAGAUUCUAUAGUUAUGAUCGAGAACAUGUCAACGUGAUGGUUUAUAUUAGUUUGGUUGUCAUACAGUACUACUACUCAUAUUCAAAUCCCGGUGUGGCCAAUUAUAUUCUCUUUUUUCUGGUUAUGAAUUUGUAUGGUCCCAAAAACUUUAAAAAAUAAAAAUAAAUAAUAAACGUGAUGAUUAGAAUUUAAAAAAAAACCAGCGUUUGUUUGUGUCCAUAUAAAAUAUACACAAGCCGCGGAGAAACAAAAAAAACAAAAAAAAAUCUAAGUAGAGAGGAGAAAUAUGGUGGCUGUUCAGUUGUUCGCAUGGAAGCCAUUGAUAUUACCUUCUCAAGCUUUGAGUAGAGAUCGAUUCUCUCCUUCUUUUAACAGGAGCUGCUUGAGUUUACACUCUCUGCCUUUAGGUGGGAUUAAGUCUCUUAGUUUCAGAGGGACUGUUAAAGUCAACUCUCAAAGGACAGGAGACACAGAGCCUCCUAAUAAUAACUUUGGUUUAUUGAAAGAUUUCAAUUCCAAAUUCUACAAGAGUCUUCCAUAUAAACUUGUUAUUGGAUGCAUCCCACUGUAUGUUGUUUUGAGAAUAGCACAAAAGAUAUUUCAAGAGCUUCCCCAUCUUAUUCAGAACUCAGUGAAGGUUGGCUUGCCUUUUGCUUGUGCAUCCAACUCUCUAGGCAAAAAUUCUUUACUCAAGUCAAUUCCUUCUUCCAAUGAUAUCAAAUGGGGUAUUGCAAGGUCUUCUUACCUUUUCAAUACUCAGCUUGAGAAGAACAUUGGCACGUUAUCUGUGGUCCUCCUGAUAGUAUGCUUUUCGUUUGUUUUCAUUGGGGGAAUCCUAUUUUUCAAAUUCAGGAAAGACUCAUCCUUAGAAGACUGCCUCUGGGAGGCCUGGGCAUGCCUCGUUUCCACUGAUGUUCAUUUGGAGCAAAAGACACGCUUUGAAAGACUCAUUGGAGUUGUCCUUGCCAUAUGGGGAAUAGUGUUUUACUCUCGCCUUUUAAGCACAAUGACAGAACAAUUUCGGUAUCAUAUGAAAAAAGUGAGGGAAGGGGCACAUGUACAAGUCCUAGAAUCUGAUCAUAUCAUCAUUUGUGGAAUAAACAGUCAUCUGCCUUUCAUACUAAAGCAACUCAACAGUUAUCAAGAGCAUGCUGUUCGCUUAGGUACCGCCACAGCUAGAAAGCAGACACUUCUACUCAUGUCUGAUACUCCGAGGAAAGAGAUGGACAAGCUAGCUGAGGCUUACUCCAAAGAUUUUGAUCAUGUUGACAUCCUUACAAAGAGUUGUAGUCUUAACAUGACGAAUUCAUUUGAGAGGGCUGCCGUCUCUAUGGCCCGUGCCGUUAUCAUACUACCAACGAAAGGUGAUCGGUAUGAAGUUGAUACAGACGCAUUUCUUUCUGUAUUAGCUCUUCAACCUAUACAAAAGAUGGAAUCCAUCCCAACCAUUGUAGAGGUAUCAAGCUCUAAUACGUAUGAUCUUCUCAAGUCUAUAUCGGGGUUGAAAGUGGAGCCGGUUGAAAAUUCUACAUCCAAAUUGUUUGUCCAAUGCUCACGUCAAAAGGGCCUGAUAAAGAUCUACAGGCACCUACUAAAUUACUCAAAAAAUGUAUUUAAUCUUUGCAGCUUCCCUAAUCUAACUGGGAUCAAGUAUAGACAAUUAAGACAGGGGUUCCAGGAGGUUGUGGUUUGUGGUCUUUUACGAGAUGGGAAAGUAAAUUUCCAUCCAAGUGAUGACGAAGAGCUCAUGGAAACCGACAAACUAUUGUUUAUUGCACCUCUCAAGAAGGACUUUUUAUAUACAGAAAUGAAAACUGAGAACAUGACAGUAGAUGAGACUAAUGAGACUAGGAAGCAAGUGUUUGAGGAAAAAACAUCACGGCUAGAGAAGAUCACAACGCGUCCUAGUAAAUCCUUAUCAAAGUUUAAGCAGGGAUCAGAUACCUUCGAAGGACCAAAAGAAUCUAUACUUUUGAUUGGUUGGCGUGGAGAUGUUGCGCAUAUGAUCAAGGAGUUUGACAAUUAUGUUGGUCCUGGCAGUACAUUGGAAAUAUUAUCAGAUGUACCUUUAGAGGACAGAAGAGGAUUGGACAAGAGUAUAGGUUCAGGAAAAAUCAAGAACAUCCAAGUUUCACAUAACGUUGGGAAUCCUUUGGAUGAUGAUACACUUAAGGAAACUAUAAUGCAGAUGCAGAGUAGAUAUGAAAAAAGUGAAGAAGAUAUUCGUCUGACUAUCGUUGUAAUAUCGGAUCGAGACUUGCUUCUUGGAGAUCCAUCUAGAGCAGACAAACAAUCUGCUUACACUCUUCUCCUCGCUGAAAGCAUCUGCACCAAGCUUGGAGUUAAGGUGCAUAAUCUAGCCUCUGAAAUCGUCGACACAAAACUCGGCAAGCAGAUAACAAAACUCAAGCCGUCCCUAACCUUCAUAGCAGCUGAGGAAGUUAUGAGCCUUGUAACAGCACAAGUUGCUGAAAACAGCGAACUGAAUGAUGUAUGGAAGGACAUUUUGGACGCAGAGGGUGAUGAGAUAUACGUAAAGGACAUUGAGCUGUACAUGAAAGAGGGCGAGAACCCUUCAUUCACGGAGCUCUCCGAGCGAGCUUGGCUAAGGAGAGAAGUUGCCAUUGGCUACAUAAAAGGCGGUAAAAAGAUAAUCAAUCCGGUUCCAAAGACGGAACCUCUCUCCCUCGAAAUGGGAGACUCAUUGAUUGUUAUAUCCGAGCUUGAAGGAGACCAAAUUAUAACACUAUGAAACAUAUGAUAUUCCACAUGCUAUAGUUUCUCACAAAUGCAAGCAUCAAAUAAGAUAUAAGAUAUAUAUACGUUUUAAAAACUAAAAUACCAUUGAGUUGAUAAGAGACUAUAGAAAACUAAACAAUUGUUUGUUGUGAGAAAGUAAGAACCAUCUCAAUUAUUAGUUUCAAAUUCAGUUGUAUCAAUGUAACCUCAUAAAUCCAGUUGAAAAAGUGUCUUGUUUA